Molecule: messenger RNA, 1539 nt
Organism: Cydia fagiglandana
Lineage: Eukaryota; Metazoa; Arthropoda; Insecta; Lepidoptera; Tortricidae
Product: tumor protein p63-regulated gene 1-like protein
Exons: 6
Coding region: 62-1087 (341 amino acids)
Cellular component (GO): cytoplasm
Source: RefSeq, a predicted model, not a curated record
UAGUCUUAUCGCGGUCGAUUAUUGAAUUUACGAAAUUACGCUUUACAAUUAAUAAGCAAACAUGAGUGACUUGCUUGACGACGAUCUGGAGUUCCGCGGCGGUACGCUGCAGUUGUCUUCAGAUAAUAACACUGAAGAGCAAGGUAGUAGUAAUACGCUGGGAGUUAACACAAGUAAGCCCUCAGUAUUGUCUGGUGCGGACUCUCUGCCGUCGAAUUCGUCUACAUCUUCUCUUGCCGAAGGAAGGCCACAAGAAGCCAACGCCUCAGCAGCACCACCUGAACCACAAACUGUGUACCCCCGCUACGAUGUACCGUUCAACCGAGAGAACAUUCAGGAUUUCUUCACAUUCCGGAAGGGAGUUGUCGAGAGUGCCAUACAAGAGUGUAUCACAGUGCUGCUGUUCCCUGAGGAUGGGGAGUACCUUGGUUCAUGGUUACUGACAGAAAUAACCCUAUGGGACAACGAGAAAGAGCGGAUAGUCCUGCUGACAUCCCGGCUGGUGAUGACCAUAAAGUACGACUUUAUCGCCAUGAAGCAGCUCGACUUCAAGAAGACGUACCUCGACGAUCUGGACACCAUCGUUAUUGGGGAGCUAGUGUACCCACCCUCCUCUUUAGUUCCUCGGUUAAACGGCAUAGCGACGGGCGUGACCACCGUGGUGAAGGACGUCGUGAUAGACCGCCUGUGCCGGCGCCCGAGCGACGACGGCGACGCCAAACUCUUCGAUUACAAGUAUUUUGAACCUAGAGAACGCAACCUGCGCGGAGUCCGACUGAUGUGGAACAAAGGAGAGCCGCUACCACUGAAAAUGGCGUGGAAUCCUUUUAGUCAAGACGUCCCAUUUAUUACUUUCGCGUCUCAUCCGAUUUAUUGGCAUAAAGAUGACGAGGUCGAGGAGCGUUCCACAUACGAUAUGGAAAUCUUCGCCCAGAAGUUGCAGAGGGCCGUCGAAGCUAUGGCCUCAUCCUCCUGCUGUAUACACCACGCACCCAUAGUCAUACAGAGUUACGUAGGUGUGACGUCAAUGUUACAUAAUAAGACCAGCAUGGGCUUCUUCAAGGUCAGAGGGAAGUUUAGUUUCUAAAUAUGGAGAUUAAUGUCUAAAUACUGUGCAAUAAAUGUUAUGGGAUGCGGUUCUAAAUAUGGUGAGCUAUUUGGAAAUGCGUACACCACGCACCCAUAGUCAUACAGAGUUACGUAGGUGUGACGUCAAUGUUACAUAAUAAGACCAGCAUGGGCUUCUUCAAGGUCAGAGGGAAGUUCAGUUUCUAAAUAAUUAUGGAGAUUAAUGUCUAAAUACUGUGCAAUAAAUUUUAUGGGAAGCGUUUCUAAAUAUGGUAUGAAAUAGUGUCGACGAUUAGCCGGAUUGUCACUGCGAUACGUUCUUCAAUAAGGCGGCCCACGUUUAGCCGCAUCGUACAUUGUAGAGUGACCAGUUUUUUUGGGUCGCCUACGUAACCGGAGUUUGACAAUGUUUGCAAUUUAAUUUAUUUCUACCAUGGUCCCACCGCACUACAUGUGUUUCUUUCCCAAAAC